Sycon ciliatum is the source of this 1342-nucleotide messenger RNA. RefSeq lists its product as uncharacterized. Lineage: Eukaryota; Metazoa; Porifera; Calcarea; Leucosolenida; Sycettidae. The record is from RefSeq and is a predicted model, not a curated record. Gene Ontology annotation, molecular function: oxidoreductase activity. The coding region runs from base 165 to 875 and encodes 236 amino acids. The transcript is spliced from 6 exons.
UUGUUCAGACGUACUUAGAGCAAGUACCUGAAGGUUUUGGUGGCACAGGAGUGGCUCCUGAUUUCUGUGUAGUUGAUGGACCAUACAGAAAAGGAGAAUACAACAUUCUAAAGUUCAUUCACAAUGGUGUGGAGUUGCCCUACACGUCAUGCUUGACACGGAAUAUGUCCUCCACGAUGAAGCCUACAUCAUACCUGGAGUUCCAAACCAUGUUGACUGAGCCUCCAGACAGCUCUAUGAUGUUUGAGCUAGGUCUCUAUGAGACCUUUGAUACCAACUUCCAUGUUGGUAUGGGUGGAACAUUCCAAGGCGUGAUACCAGGCAUGGAUCCAUUAUUUUACAUGAUCCACAAUUUCGUGAACAAGGUGUUGGCAAACUACCAGCAGCAAGGACCGGAGCACUUCACUGGCGGAGGACGUUGGAAUAACAGUGCGCCAGUGGGAACUUUACCGUGGUUUCAGAACAGGGAGUUUUUAGACGCUCAAAACUUUCCGAAUGAUGUGUGCAUCCGCUGGGAUGCUGUGGCUGAUCGAGAGAAGCUGAUCGAGAUGGGAUACUACGCAGGACUGGAAACACCACGGUUGGACCACACAGCGUUGCCCUAUAAGGAGCUGAGAAAUAAGGACCUCGACACCAAUGCCAGAGCAGACUUUCUUCUGUAUCUUAGUCGCCUGAAGGAAAGAUUUACAUCUGCAUUCAAAUAUGAUGAUGAUGGUCUGCAUCUAACUAAAGACUGGCUGAAGAUCUUCAUGAUGGAAGGUGGCUUUGCAGUCAAGAAUACCCUGUCCGAACGCGCUUGUGUGCAGUACUCUUCCCUGAACCCGGAUUUCCUCAACACAACUUCUGUGCCCAGUGCGGCUGAACUUGUUCCUUAGCAGUUCUUGUAUUGUCAUUAUGAUUUUUCGUCGUCUCCACGUAGACAUCACUGCAAGGUACAUGUGUAUGCACAGCAUGUAUAGCUUUUGACAAAGUUUUGUAUCACCCAAAAGCAACAACAGCCAAACAGAAAAAUGACAGCUAUAAAAUGAGUGACAAAAAAAGCUCAACAGAGUUGAAUUUGAAAGUGCAGCUCAAUGCCAGGAGCUACAUGUCGCGGGGCAUGGUUGAAUAAUGGCUACCGGUUCAAUUGUUUACAAGUUACUUAUUUAUUGUUUUUAUUGCGUUUGUGACUUUAUUUCGCUAUUCGUUUUAUUAGCUUUCCAGCACAUAAACACUAUCUUUCCAUACUAAUUUGCUACGAUUUUACAUUGAAAAGCAUUCUCACUUAAUUUUUCAUAAUCCACUCUCCGGGUACUUCGCAGCUUUCUGUGAUAAAAUCAAGAAUAGAUAACGGUCGAUCUAC